UAAAUAUCGUAUUAAUUUAAUUAAUAAUAAAUUGUGAUGCUUUAAUUUCUUUGUUUAACGUUCACUUUCUGAUUAAAAUACAAUCGUCAGAGAAAAUAGUUACCUAAUGACGCACACUCUUUUUAUCUGUGAUAUAUUUCCGUGGAAUGCCACUAUAUCCUUUAAAGUGGCCAGCCACAUUUCGCUUCGUUUAAAACUAAAUUAAUAUUUAAAACAAUGACCAGCUGGACGAUACUUUUUUUUUGUGUACAAUUUUCUUCAUUUAUAUUUUGCGAAUAUAAAGAUUCAGAAAUCCUUUGUGCAUCUCAACAAUCUUGCAAAAAUUGCUUGCAAACCCCGCGAUGUGUUUGGUGUUCUACUCCGGUCUCUAAUCAAAGCGUGAACAAUCCACUGAUUCGCUGUAUCACCAGAGAAAAAUUUUCAAACGAAGGUGAUCAUUGGUGUCGAGCGUCGGACGUGAUAAUUGAGGCGAAUAAAAUGUUGAUUCUCGAAAAUCGUCCACUGUCCUUAACGAAAGGCACGGAUCCUGUUCAAAUUCAACCUCAAAAAAUUGAUUUGAGACUCAGACGAGGCGAGGAAUAUCGAUUGACUUUAAAAUACAGUCAAGCAGAGGAUUAUCCGGUUGAUUUGUAUUAUCUGAUGGAUUUAUCAAAGUCCAUGGAGGAUUACAGGGAUCAAUUAUCAGAAUUGGGAUUUCAAUUGGCCGAAGCUAUGCGAAACUUGACUUCAAAUUUUCGCCUAGGAUUUGGUAGUUUCGUGGAUAAAGUUGUACUACCUAUGACCAGUACGCAACCGGACAAAUUGAAAUCACCGUGUAACUUGGAUAAAACUAAGAAACCAUGCGCACCACCAUACGGAUACAAGAAUCAGAUGCCUCUUACCGAAAACAUUGCUCUUUUUAAAACGCGCGUACAAGAAGCUCCGGUGUCUGGUAACUUGGAUUCACCCGAGGGUGGACUUGACGCGAUGAUGCAAGCGAUGGUUUGCACCAAGGAGAUUGGCUGGCGGCAGAAUGCUCGACAUUUUAUCGUUUUCUCAACAGACGCUAAUUUUCACAUCGCUGGAGAUGGCAGACUUGCGGGAAUCAUCGAGCCCAAUGAUUGUCUCUGCCAUUUGGACUCAGAAGGGUUCUACACGUACUCGCUUCUUCAAGACUAUCCAUCUAUAUCUCAGAUCAACAAGGUAGCUCGUGAGAACAACAUGAACAUCAUAUUUGCGGUUACGAGCAAUCGAAACGAGACGUAUCAAUUAUUGAGUAGAAGCAUCAGAGGCUCUUCUAUCGGAACGAUAGAACGGAAUUCUAAAAACGUAGUUGCUCUAGUCAGUGGAGAAUACGAGAAACUGGUCAACACCAUAAUAAUGACGGACGAUGCGCCAAAAAUGAUCGACGUGAAAUAUUUCUCACGAUGUUUGGAUAAAAGUGGUGAAUUGAAAGAACGACAAGAAUGCGGAGGAUUACGAGUGGGGAAUAUGGUGGAAUUUGAAGUAACGUUACAGGCGAUCGAAUGUCCAAAGGAUUCCAACGAAUGGCAGACAAGUAUGCACAUUAAACCCAGGGGUAUAAACGAAAGUCUGACGAUCGAUCUGAGCGUUGCAUGCGAUUGUCCUUGCGAACGGCUAGGACAUCCGGGAUACACGCCAGCUUCGGAAAAUUGCAGAGGAAACGGUACUCUGGUUUGCGGUAUAUGCUCCUGCGAUGAUGGCUUUUAUGGGAAGCAGUGCGAAUGCGAAGGAAACGAUGCCAGAGCGGAGAGUGCAGCUGCUAUGGCUGAUUGCAAGGCUAACAACGAGACCACUGAAAUUUGUAGCGAUCACGGAGUUUGCAAGUGCGGUGUGUGCGAGUGCAUGAAACGUCCCAAUCCUCAAGAAGUUUUCUACGGGAAAUAUUGCGAAUGCGAUAAUUUCUCUUGCAAACGCAAAGAGGGAUUAGUUUGCGGCGGGCGAGGCAAGUGUGAAUGUGGUACUUGCAAUUGCUUCCCGGGAUGGGGUGGCGAGAUGUGCGAUUGCAGAGAAACGAAUAGCACAUGCAUCUCGAGCAACAGCCAAACUAUGGAGAUUUGUAGCGGACGUGGUGACUGCAUUUGCGGUAGCUGUUAUUGUCAUGAAAAAGACAAUAUUCGAUAUUCCGGCCGGUAUUGCGAAGAGUGUCCCGUAUGUCCUGAUCAACGAUGCGAGCAAUUGAAGAAUUGCGUCGAAUGUGUGGUGCACAAAUCCGGUCCCCUUGCUAGAAGUGAAAAAUGUGACGAAUGCAUGCAUCAAAUAGAUAUUGUAGAUAAGAUCGUAGAAGAUUCGGAAAAAGAUCAAGAAAACGGAGCUCGUAUUUGUCGAACUCCUGGGGAUGCUGGAUGCACGUUUGUGUUCAAGUACGAAUAUUACAGAGACGGUACUGGAGGGGAUAUUAAGAUAUUCAAGAUCCUAGCUGAGAGAGAGAAGUCAUGUCCUGUACCUAUUAACGUUCUUGGUGUUGCUGUGGGAUUAAUAAUUAGUACUGUAAUUAUCGGUUUUGUGAUUCUUCUUACUUGGAAGAUAUUAACAAUGAUUCGCGAUAAUCGCGAAUUUAAAAAAUUCGAGCGUGAACGAAUUUUGGCUAAUAAGUGGAAUAGGAGGGAUAAUCCGCUUUAUAAGGAAGCUACAUCUACAUUCAAGAAUCCGACAUUCAACACGAAUACGAUCAGAUAAAAUUUAUUUUCAUAAAACGAAUUGGUGCGCGAAAUAUUUCCAUGGAAAGAAGCCUAUUUUAUUAAAUGGUAGACGCUCCGAUAGGUAGCGCCACCAUAUUCAAAUCGAGAGUGACGACGCCAUGUUGGUUAAUUGCUUUGUGAGAAGACAGUUUCUAGUCGAAGAGAUAAAACAUUUAUCCUUUCAAUCUUCUUGGAAAACAAUCUCUGUCUACUUUUAUUCCUGCAUUCCUAUCUUGUAAGUGAAAAUAUUAUUCAUUACCUUUCCACUUUUUCCGCAAAAUUCUUCCAAGUUUUAUCAAUCCUCUAUUUUGCGAUACUUAUGUCUGAAACUUCGUUGAACUCGUUGGUGACAAUUAAUUUGCGCGCGUAAAAUAUAAUAUUUCGCGAGCUAGGUGCAGCCAGGAAGUGAAAUAAAUGCGAUUAGAAUAGAUUGGGAAGACAAAAAUCGAUAAAUGAUCGUUCAUAAAUCAAUUUUAAAUUUGAUCCGAGGAUUUUGCGUGGAGAUAGGUCCUGGCCUUUCCAACGAUUGUUUCGAAUAUCCUCUGGCCUCGUACUUUAUUGCUGGCUAUGCUCGAAGAAGGCAGCCUUGUAAGGAGCUCGUAAAUUCGUCACCAUAGUCGGCUCCUGCUGCAAAACCCUGCGGCGACUCGGUGUAUUUCCCACCAGAAACCUAAAGCUCUACCCACAUUGAAUCCGCCCAUACGACUUGAUUACUCGACCCUAAUUAUAUCCUCGGUCUUCAUUACAGCGGUGCUUGUUUUAUAAAGAUAAAGGCGUGUCAAGGAAUGCCACAAAAUUUUCGAUGACUUUUUGUUUCGAUAUUGCCUUUCGAUACGCCUUGUCAUUCGUGAUUGGUAAUUGCAAGUAAAUAGUUAAAUAGUUGUCAUUCGAGCGAAUAAUGAGCAAUUUUUUAAUAAUUUUUUCUGCCCUUUUUUUUGUUUAUAUUUUUAACAUUUUUUUCAUAUUAAAACAUUUAGCUUCACAAUACAAUUAUAUUUAUAAUAAUUGAAUCGUAUUUUUCAAAAAAUAACGUGAUUUCAAAUCAUAAUUAUCACGCCAAUAUUCCGUUUCGUGACUUGAUAAAAACACUUAAUUUCGGAAUAUUGGAAACGAUAAAAAUACCAUUUUUCUUAGAAUUCUGAAACAAAUUAACGUAAUUUCAUAAAAUGAAUAUGAUUUGUCCGCGUAAUCGGGCCUUAAGUCUAGCACAGAAAAACAGUCGAAGGAAGGAGAGAAUAGCAGAGCCGGCGCUCCGCAUACUAAAUCAUUGCCGCACGUCUGUUUCUUUACAUUGUACAGAUUUUAUUGAUUAUUUUACGGUCGGGAACAUUGUAAAUCUCUUCAUCCUGUAUCGGCGUCUCACCUCGCUCUGCCGUGAGAUGCUCCCACCGGGUGCCCAUGGCGCCAAUUAUGCGAGUCGAACAGUAUUGUUGUCGUAUUCGUUCUGAUCUGUCAGCCACGGCCUCACGUGUAUCUCUUACGAACUAACGAUUACUUUUCACGUCUACCAUAGUUGUUGACUCUAUGGAAUUUUAAGAUGGAGUUAGUUGUACCAUGACAAAGGCCAGUGUACUCGUAACAAUAGUCGCGAAUUGGAGGUUAGGCAUAUAUCGCGAUUAAAAUUUUUAAAAUAUACAAAUAAAUAAGUGCAUUUUCCGUCUUAUUCACAUCUUAGUUCCAUGUAAAGAUUUCGGUUCAUCAUUUUAAAGUUUGGUUAUAGUAUCAGUUCGCGUUGAACGGCACCGUUUCAUAUUUCGCCCGCGGAACAAUGUUGUUCGUUUUCACGGUUGCUAAUGGCCGCCGCCGGUGCCUUAAUUACAGCCAAAUACGACCCAAUCAGCCUUCGGGGGCCGGCAAUGUCGGCCUGUUCCGAGCUUUCAAGUCAUUUGGCAUAUUGUCGGAUUCAACCUUUUGAUUGAUUUUCAUUUCUUCUCGAUGCAUUCAUUCCGAUCAUUCCGACUUCAGAGGCAUUAGAUACGUCGAUACACGAAUGAAUGGCAAUUAUAUUUCGAAAUAUAAUUUCGAAGAGAUUCUAAAUAAAGGAUAAAACAUAGUUGGACGGUUGAUGGGCAUGGAAUAAAUUUAGGCGAUACUGCCGAUCGUGGUGUAUCGUGCAGUCAGCGCUGUUGGACGAUCGAGAGUUGGUGAACGGAGCUGCACCACCUCUUCGCGUUUGACGCAGGCCGAGGCUCGUUAGUGCGCGCCCGUAAAUCAAGCCGCAGGGGUGCCAACCCGCUAAUAUUACCGGGGUUCCUUUAGGAUAGGAGGAGCACGUUCGCACCGCCGACGCGCACAGUAAACGUUCGAUAUAUCUCAUCGAUAAUGAGUUUGUUAAAUGGAUUAAUAUUCCACUUUUUUUUUCCCUCCUUCUGCCGUUUAAGCGGAUAUUCCAGUCCUACUAACUACACGAAACUAUUUCGGAAUACAUCACUUUCUUUCACUUUUUUUACAGUUCGAAAGCAGUUUUACGAUCGAUAUACCAUGGAUCGAACAUCGUUUGGAUACAUUGAAAGCAUCGAUCGGAUACAUUGAAUUCUGACUGUAUAUAAUCUCAAGAUCAUUUUGGAGGAAAAAAGUUGAAAGAAGCAGAAGGAUUUUAGCGCUCGAUGAUCGGAUUUAAUGGGAAAAUGAGAAUCGUCGGAUUCUUUCCGCCGAUUUAAUAUCCUGUUGUAAAGUAUUUUUUAAACUCGUUGGCAACGUAUUGCCACGUUUCGAUCUUACGAUUAGCGCGAUCCUAACGACUCUGCUAACUAAUAAACGAGAUAGUGAACUGUUUCGUAUCGAUUAUAUCGAGGAUAUCGGUUCGAAUCUUAUGGAAUCUGGUGCGUUCUUAGAGGCUGUAUAACUCGUAUAUACAACCGGAUAAUUAAUGGAGCCGGUAAUGAGCUGAUUAUUAUUAAUAAUAUUUAGUCGAGGUUAAGCCGAGGCGACCCCGCCGUGCUGGAGCCCGGCUGCUCGUUAAUUGAAUCUGCCAAUCAUCGUAAUGAGCGUCAGCGCCGGAUCUGCUGUCCGUUCUUCGUUGUUGCUCUUUAGGGCCUGAAAGCUUGAUGCUCGUUGCUUUCGAAAAACGAAAUACGCGUGUUGCACUCUGCAACCCUAUCCUAAGAAAUGUGAGCAAUUUUCUUCACCGGCCGCCUUUCGAGAACUUGAUCGAUAUCGCGAACCCUGUCUAGAACCUUCUCGUAAUUGUUGUUAUUCGUUUACAUUAAUUACCACGCGCGCCAACCAAACUUUUAGUUAACGUUGGAUCGAACGAUCCAAUUGUUUAUAGGUAAAUACAAAUAAUUGCGUUUUUA
Apis cerana (Asiatic honeybee) is the source of this 5977-nucleotide messenger RNA. RefSeq names its product integrin beta-PS. The record is from RefSeq and is a predicted model, not a curated record. Lineage: Eukaryota; Metazoa; Arthropoda; Insecta; Hymenoptera; Apidae. Gene Ontology annotation, molecular function: integrin binding. Gene Ontology annotation, cellular component: cell surface; focal adhesion; integrin complex. Gene Ontology annotation, biological process: cell-matrix adhesion; cell-cell adhesion; cell migration.